Conger conger (European conger) is the source of this 1963-nucleotide messenger RNA. RefSeq names its product leiomodin-2-like. The record is from RefSeq and is a predicted model, not a curated record. Gene Ontology annotation, molecular function: tropomyosin binding. Gene Ontology annotation, cellular component: myofibril; striated muscle thin filament. Bases 1 to 1656 code for a protein of 551 amino acids. Gene Ontology annotation, biological process: muscle contraction; pointed-end actin filament capping; myofibril assembly. The transcript has 3 exons. Lineage: Eukaryota; Metazoa; Chordata; Actinopteri; Anguilliformes; Congridae.
AUGAGCAUGUUUGGCUACCGUAAGGAGCUGGACAAGUACGAGGAUGUGGAUGAAGAUGAGCUGCUGGCUUCCCUGACGGCAGAUGAGCUGGAGGAGCUGGAGAAGGAGCUGGCGGACAUCGACCCGGAUGACAACGUCCCUAUCGGACUGAGGCAGAGGGACCAGACCGCCAAGACCCCCACGGGCACCUUCAGCCGAGAGGCCCUGUUAAAGUACUGGGAGAACGAGACCCGCAAACUCCUCGAGGAGGAGAGGUCGGGCUCGAGCCCCAAACAGGACAACGAGGAGCAGGAGGAUACUGAUAAGGAAGCAGAAUGCGUGACUGAGAGCAACAGUGAGGGCUCAGAAGAAGAAGAAGACAGUGAGGAACAGGAGGAGGAUGAGGAGGAAGAAGAAGAGGAAGAUAGUGAGGAAGAAGAGGAAGAGGCUGUUACCGAGGAUGAAGACGAACAAGAGCAUGAAGAAGAACCAAAAAGAGAAAAUUUGGCCAGCUGCAGUCCAAUAAACAGCCAGAACCUCUGCAGCGGCCUGUCAAAAUGCAAUGGCAGUGAUGAGGAUAUUAAAAAAGCGCCGUCCACCACCAAUGUAGAUGCUGACCUCAAGAUGACCCCCAGCAGGCCCUGCGGGAACCCCACGGUGAUCGACGAGGCCCUGGAGAAGAUCCUGAGCGAUGACGUUGAAAUGACCGAGGUCAACCUGAACAACAUCGAGAACAUCUCCCAGGAGAUGCUCAUCAGCUUCGCCGAUGCCCUGAGGUCCAACACACACGUGCGGGUGUUCAGCGUGGCCAACACGCGUGCUGACGACCACGUAGCCUUCGCCAUCGCCAAGAUGCUCAGGCAAAACAGCAGCGUGACGAACAUCAACAUCGAGUCCAACUACAUCACAGGGAAGGGCAUCGUGGCUCUGAUGCAGGCCCUCACCCGGAACAGCACUCUGACCGAGCUGCGCUUCCACAACCAGAGGCACAUCUGCGGAGGCCAGGUGGAGAUGGAGAUCGUGAAGCUGCUGAGGGAGAACACCACCCUACUGAAGCUGGGCUAUCAGUUUGACCUGCCGGGCCCCAGGAUGAGCAUGACCAGCAUCCUGACCCGCAACCAGGACCGGCAGAGGCAGAGGCGGAUGCAGGAGCAGCGUCUCGCGGGGGGCUCCGACGGGCCUGUCAACCCCCGGACCAGCGCCCUGCAGAGGGGCACGCCGACCUCGUCCCCCUACGGAUCUCCACGGGGCUCCCCGUGGCCUUCUCCAAAACUGCCCCGAAACGUGAAAAAUGCACCGCCAGCACCGCCUCCUCCCCCUCCACCCCCACCUCCACCACCGCCACCCCCUCCUCUUCCGCCUUCCCAGCCGGUCCAGGAGAAGAAGCCGCCGACUCGAAACAUUGCGGAGGUUAUCAAGCAGCAGGAGAGACGGAAAAGGCAGGCGUCCCAGCCGAAAAAGUCCCGGAAAGGCAAGAAGGGUGCACCCAAGGAGAAGGAGCCCUCCAUCCUCAAGGAACUGAAAAAAGCCCUCAGGCCCAUUUCCGACAAAAGGAUAGAGGACACAUCCCGACCCUCCACACCCCAGCGAUCUGUCCAUGAUGAACUCAUGGCCUCUAUUCGUGGGAGCAGCAUCAGACAACUUAGACGGGUGGAAGUUCCAGAGCAUCUACGGUAACCAGACAGUGAAUCAAAGGUUGGAGAGACAUUGAGAAGGCCUGCCAUAAACACGUAAACACAAGCAUUCUUCCAAUGUGAACUGUACUUGAUUUUUUAGGAAGAUAACAUGAUUUGCACUGCGGUUUUGUGUUUAUACAACAAUAACAAAAAAGGCCAAACAGGUCAAAUAUAAUUUUGUAUGACAAGGUUACAAUGUUUAUUUUAUUAUGAAUUUUUCUCUCUGAGGUAAAAUUAUGUUUUGUAAUUUAAUGUAAAACCUAUAAAAUGUAAAUAUUUUGUUGUGUAAUGAUUUGUAUAACUGAAUG